GACCUCUUGACGGUCACCGCACAAGAAUGAUUAUUUCCAACCCAACACGCACGGUGUGCGCUCGCUGCGUCAGUCGCAGCCGCUACUUCUCCACGACUGUUCAUCGCAACACUUCCGCUCCCGAAAAUGCGAACCCUGCUCGCCCGCCCGCAGCCGGCUAUACUCGACUCAAGCACCGCGGCCUCAUCCACGCCACGGGGCAAGACAGCCAGGCCUUCCUCCAGGGCCUCAUCACGCAGAACAUGAACACGCUGGAUCACGAAAAGAAAGGCUCGUACGCCGCAUUCCUCAAUUCGCAAGGCCGCAUCCUGAACGACGCCUUCAUAUACCCGGCCCCCGCGGUGGACGGCGGGCCCGGGUGGUUCAUCGAGGCGGCCGUGGACCAAAUACCCGCGCUCGUGAAGCGCCUGAAGCGCCACAGGCUGCGGUCCAAGGUGCAGAUUCGGGCUCUCGAUGCGGACGAACGCACCGUGUGGGCGUCGUGGGGCGAGAACGAACGCGAGGGCCGCUGGGCGACGUACAGCAUGAGGUACAAUGACUCGGACGGGCGUUGGCCGAUGGACCGGGUCCUCGGCUGCGAGGACACGCGGGCGCCCGGGUUCGGACUGCGGAUCCUUGCGCCUGACACCGUGGAUCUGCGCACGCACUUUGAGCACGCGUCGAGACCGUACGAGAACCCGCUCGCCGAUGGUGCGCAGGAGGUGGGCUUGGACUCCUACCACGUGCGGCGCAUGCUGCACGGCAUCGCCGAGGGCACCGCCGAACUCCUGCACAAGCCCUCGCUGCCGCUCGAAUGCAACUUCGACAUGGCCGGGGCCAUCGACUUCCGCAAGGGCUGCUACAUCGGCCAGGAGCUGACAAUCCGCACCAAGCAUACCGGCCUCGUGCGCAAGCGCAUCCUCCCCGUUCAGCUGUAUGCCGGCUCCUCGAUCCCCGAUGGCGAUCUCCCCGUCUACAACCCCGCCGCCCUGGGCACGACGCUGCCCCCACCGCCCUCGGGCCUGGAGAUCGCGAAGCUUCGCGGCAUGACCGGGGGCCGCAGCGCCGGCAGGUUCCUGGCUGGGAUUGGGAAUAUAGGCCUUGCGUUGUGUCGGGUGGAGAUGAUGACGCCGGUGAGCCCUACGGGCGAGAAUAGGGAGUUUCACCCGGAUCGAGAGUUCACCAUCACUUGGGACGCCCCGGCGGAGGAUGGUUCGCCGAGUUCUAGGACUGUCAAGAUCAAGGCCUUCGUGCCGCCGUGGCUGCAACACUAUAUCGCCUCCACGAGGAACCCUCCCCGUGCUCGUGAUCCCAUCCGUGAGCAACAGCGCGCGAAGGAGCUUGCUGAGCGGUUGGAGGAGGAGGAGGAGGAGGAAUCUUAACGCUACGAAUAAGCCUCUUCGCAUGUGUCCUGAGUUGAUGUACAGUACUUG
Aspergillus homomorphus CBS 101889 is the source of this 1412-nucleotide messenger RNA. Its product is annotated as YgfZ/GcvT domain-containing protein. Lineage: Eukaryota; Fungi; Ascomycota; Eurotiomycetes; Eurotiales; Aspergillaceae. Gene Ontology annotation, cellular component: mitochondrial matrix. The record is from RefSeq and is a predicted model, not a curated record. The coding region runs from base 27 to 1361 and encodes 444 amino acids. Gene Ontology annotation, molecular function: protein binding. The transcript has a single exon.